AUGUCAAACCGCACAGUAACAAGGUUUAAAAACAACUUACCUGGUGAAGAUUGGGCAAGGAGUUUUAUAAAGCGGCACGCAAAACAAAUACGUCCUCGCGUAUGUCAAAACAUUAAAACAUCUCGUUCAGAAAUUAAUAAAGGUGAGUUUGUUAAGUAUUUUGACAAUUUAAAAGAUGUGGUAAAAGAGGUACCAGCAGACAAAAUUUUGAAUUAUGAUGAGACUAACCUGGCGGACGACCCAGGUCAAGAAAAGCUGAUCUUUAAACGUGGAAAAAAGUAUCCCGAGCGUGUGAUGAAUUACACCAAAGGCAACAUUAGUAUUAUGUUUUGUGGCACAGCAAGUGGAGAAUUGUUACCAGUUUAUGUGGUGUACAAGAAUGUACACAUGUGGACCACAUGGACUACUGGUGGUCCUAAAUAUGCUCGAUAUAACCGUUCAAAGAGUGGGUGGUUUGAAGCCAUUAGUUUUAAUGACUGGUUUCGAACAGUAGUGUUACCUUGGGCUAGAAAGAAAGAAGGCAAAAAAGUUGUAAUUGGUGAUAAUCUUUCCAGUCAUUUUUCACCUGAUAUCAUCAGAUUAUGUGAAGAAAAUAACAUUUCUUUUGUGUGUCUAGUCCCAAAUAGCACACAUUUAACCCAGCCUCUUGACGUUGCCUUUUAUGGCCCACUUAAAAGAAAAUGGCGCAAAAUUUUAAAGCAGUGGAAAAUAUACAAUCCAAGCUUGACAUCACUCCCAAAGAAUGAAUUCCCUCGACUCCUGAAAGAAUUAGUUGAGUCCCUGAAUACCGCUGGCUUCCAAGCAUGUGGUAUUUACCCCCUAAAUCCAAAUGAAGUUUUAAAAAAUAUGCCCCAAAGUUCUGAAGAUGCAUCAAUCAACAUCUCAACAGCUGUGAUUGAGCAAUUGAAAAAAAUGCGAAAUCCAAUCCAUGAAAAGCCAACCCCUCGGCGGAAACAAAUUGUAGUUGAGCCUGGAAAAAGUGUUUCCUUAGAUGACUUGACAUGUGAUAAAGAUGAUGCUAGUGAGCAUGAUUCAGAGGAAGAGUCUGACAGUGAUGAAUCUCAAUCUGAAGGAUCCAUCAUCAGUGAUUUAAGUGAUCAACACAGGUUGUCGACACGCAUGGAAGAUUUGAAACCAUUGGAACAUAAUGAUAUCAACAUUGGACAAUGGGUGAAAGUUAUCCAUGAAGAAGAACUAUUUGUUGGAAAAGUGUUAAAGAAAACUGGAGGUGAAACCUUAGUACAAUGUUUACAGAAGCCUUUUGGGAUCAGAGAGCCCCAAAGCCUUGAGAGGGAAAAUGAUUCAGUCUAUUACCAAAAUGUAUAUGAAGCCAAUGUAACCCCUCAAUUACAAAAAGUUGGUCGUUGUUGGAAGUACAACUGUUAA
Molecule: messenger RNA, 1386 nt
Organism: Paramuricea clavata
Lineage: Eukaryota; Metazoa; Cnidaria; Anthozoa; Malacalcyonacea; Plexauridae
Source: the annotation of a GenBank genome assembly